Molecule: messenger RNA, 1059 nt
Organism: Nerophis lumbriciformis (worm pipefish)
Lineage: Eukaryota; Metazoa; Chordata; Actinopteri; Syngnathiformes; Syngnathidae
Source: RefSeq, a predicted model, not a curated record
AUGAGGGGACAUCGAAACAAUGAGCUGCCAGAAGACUUCUGGAUACCCAUUCCUCUCGACACCAACAAUAUAACAUCACUCAGUCCGUUCCUGGUUCCCCAGGAUCAUCUGGGGAAUUCAGCCACCUUCUAUGGAUUGGCUGCAUUUAUGCUUUUCAUUUUUGUGUUUGGAACAGGCAUCAAUGUCCUUACGAUUGCUUGCACCAUGCAAUACAAGAAGCUCAGGUCCCACCUGAACUUCAUCUUGGUGAACUUGGCAAUAGCAAAUCUUUUCGUGUCAAUAGUGGGCUCUCUUACUGCAUUCCUCAGUUUUUCAGCAAAAUAUUUUAUCCUUGGACCAUUGAUGUGCAAGAUUGAAGGUUUCAUGGCGACACUCGGUGGUAUGGUAAGCCUGUGGUCUCUUGCUGUGAUUGCUUUUGAACGAUGGCUGGUCAUUUGCAAGCCUCUUGGAAACUUUGUUUUCAAACCGGACCAUGCUAUAGCUUGCUGUGUAUUCACUUGGUUUUUUGGAUUGCUAGCCUCGACCCCACCACUUUUUGGAUGGAGUAGAUAUAUUCCAGAGGGCCUGCAGUGCUCCUGUGGGCCGGAUUGGUACACCACAAAUAAUAAAUACAACAAUGAAAGUUAUGUGAUGUUCCUCUUUUGCUUCUGCUUUGCUGUUCCAUUCGCUACUAUCGUCUUCUGCUAUGGUCAGCUUCUCCUUACAAUGAAAAUGGCAGCAAGAGCCCAAGCUGAAUCUGCCUCCACUCAGAAAGCAGAGAAGGAAGUGACCAGGAUGGUGGUCAUCAUGGUGUUGGGUUUCUUGGUUUGCUGGUUACCCUAUGCGUCCUUUUCUGUUUGGGUUGUCCUCAACCGUGGGCAAACCUUUGACCUGCGAUUGGCCUCCAUACCAUCUUGCUUUUCCAAGGCCUCAGCAGUCUACAACCCCGUCAUCUAUGUCGUCUUUAACAAACAGUUCCGGUCAUGCAUGAUGCAGAUGCUGGGAAUGGGUAGUGGUGACGAAGAGUCAUCAACAUCAACAACAUCAGUGACUGAAGUCUCCAAAGUUGGACCUGCUUAG